This is a messenger RNA of Pimephales promelas (fathead minnow), 5299 nucleotides long. It is a transcript of the gene zc3h4, whose product is annotated as zinc finger CCCH-type containing 4. Gene Ontology annotation, molecular function: metal ion binding; RNA binding. Gene Ontology annotation, cellular component: nucleus. Gene Ontology annotation, biological process: negative regulation of DNA-templated transcription. NCBI's taxonomy places the organism in Eukaryota, Metazoa, Chordata, Actinopteri, Cypriniformes, Leuciscidae. The record is from RefSeq and is a predicted model, not a curated record.
CCAUUUUAAGUGAAUGAGUUUCAUUUCACAUCGCAACUGUAGGACGGAGAACCUCAGGAACGUUUUCAACCUGUUUCUCUUUUAAACUGUUAGUGGGGAAUUGACUACUAUGAACUGAAUCUCUUCCUAAAACCAAUCAACAAGUAGAUCAAAGUCAAGUAACGCAUAAGACAGUUGAUUUUUUGCACUGAAUGUAGUACGUUAGAGGAAAUGGCUGUGGAAAGCAUGACUGUCCAUCCAAACUCCCCAACAGCCAACCACGAACACAACAGCCUUCUCACUGACGAAAGGCAAGAAGAUGGGGAACUGGAAGAAGGCGAGUUGGAGGAUGAUGGCGGAGAGGCAGAGGUGCCCAGCGGUGAGGGAGCUGAUCCCCAGGAUAAACCUCGCCACAGCAAAGAACGCCAUGUCAGUGAAUCGGAUGAUGAAAAGUCACAUCGGCGGAGGAGAAAGAGAAAGAGGGAGAGAGAGCGUGAAAAAGAGAAAAGGAGGGCCAAGAAAAAGCGUAAAUCUAAGCACAAGCGGCACGCUUCCUCCAGCGAUGACCACUCAGACUACAGUGAUGAUUCAGAUUACAGUCCCAGUGAAAAGAGGAAGUACAGGGAAUACAGCCCUCAGUAUCCUCCCACUUCUCAAGGAGGGUACCCUCCUGCUUCCUCUGCUCAUGGAGGUCCCAUCCCAAAGAAAGGCGGAUAUAUGAAGAUGGACAAGCAGGGCUAUGGUGGCUAUGAUGACUAUGAGGAGGAAACAUAUGAAGGUGAAGAGGAUGAGGAAGUGGGUGAUGAUGACUAUGAUGAUUUCACCAAGGAAUUAAAUCAGUACCGCAAGGCCAAAGAGGUUGGAGGGGGUCCUCGUGGCAGAGGUGGCAAAAACCGCAUGAAGAACCAGAGAGGUCGAGGGAGAGGAAUGAGAGGACGUGGUGGGCGAGGAGGCAGCAGAGGACGAGGACGGGGCAAAAUGGGAGGAGAGAAUGAUGAUGGUGAUGGCAUGUAUGGAGAUGAGAUGGAGUAUGGAGAGGAUGACUAUGAAAACAUGGGAGACGAUGACUAUGAUGACUAUUCAAAAGAACUAAACCAGUACAGGAAAUCAAAGGACAGAGGGCGGGGUGCGAAAGGUGGACGAGGUCGCGGGAGAGGGAAAGGAGGUCGAGGAAUGAACCGGGGCAGAGGGAGAAAUCGAGGGAGAGGCCGUGGAGGAGACCAAGGUCCUGAUGAAGAUAACAACGGAGAAAUGGACUUGGGAGAUGGAUCUGGAGGCCCGAGGAGACAUGAGCAGGAGAAACAUGGGCCAGACAAGAAGGGGAAAGCCAUCUGUAAAUACUAUAUUGAGGGCCGCUGUACUUGGGGUGACCACUGUAACUUUAGCCAUGACAUUGAGCUGCCUAAGAAGAAGGAACUCUGCAAGUUUUACAUCACUGGUUUCUGUGCACGAGCAGAAAACUGUCCCUACAUGCAUGGUGAUUUCCCUUGCAAGUUGUUCCAUACCACAGGGAACUGUGUGAAUGGUGAAGAGUGCAUGUUCUCUCAUGACUCCCUAACAGAAGAUACUCAAGAGCUGCUGGAUAAGAUGCUGGCAGAGGAUGCAGAAGCUGGUGCAGAAGAUGAGAAAGAGGUUGAGGAAUUGAAAAAGCAAGGCAUUAACCCUCUUCCAAAACCACCCCCUGGUGUUGGUCUUCUCCCAACUCCACCAAGACCUUCUCCAGGGGAUUCUUCCACGCCUAUGGAAUUUGGAAUGCCUGUUGCCCCACAUGGUAAUAUUCCUCCAAGUGGUCCACCAGCUCCAGGCCCUGGUGCUGGCCCAGGUCCUGGUCCUGGAGUUGGGCCCUGCCCAGGCCCUCCUCCUCCUCCCUGCCCAGAUGGAGGCACCUUCCAAGGGCCUCUAAACCCCAACGGUCCUCCUCCGCCACCUAUGGGUCCACCACCUGCUUGUGGAGGAAAUGCUGGGAAGAAGAUCCCCUCCUUGUUUGAGAUUGUGGUGAAGCCCACAGGACAGCUAGCACAAAAACUUGGUGUCAGAGGACCAGGUCCUGCUAAUGCUGCUGCAAGUGUUGCUGGACCUCAGGGCCCUCCUGUAGGUCCUCCAGGUGCACCUCCACCUCGCUUUCCCUGUGUCCCGCCACCAGGACACAUAAUUCCAGGCAGUCCUCAUGAUAUGCCUCCUAUGGGCCCACCUAACAUGAAUCAAGGCCCUCCACCAGGACCGCCAAUGAUGCAGAAUUUUGGCCAGGUAGAAGGACCACCAAACGCGGGAAUGAUGCCUCAAGGUGGUGGAUCAUCUGGUAACAACUUCUAUGAUAACUUCUACCAGCAGCAGCAAGUCAUGUCAAUAGAUGGAGGUGGAAGAGAUGGUGACAACUUUCAAGGGGGAGGUGGUGGAAACUUCAAUGAUCAGUCACCUGGGAACCAGAACUCUGGAAAUGUAGAGGGUGCACCUAAUGUAGGCCCAUCUAAUCAGCCUGGGAUGGCAGUGCCAGAUUUCCUCCCCCCAGCACAGCGUGUGCUUUUUAUGAGGCUCCAGCAGAAACAGCAGGAAGAUGAGGAGAGAGCCAAGAGGCUUGCUGAAGGAGGAGGAACUGAGAGGGAGAAUGAAGGAGAUUCAGCAAACUGGUAUUCCAGUGAAGAUGAGGAUGGUGGUGGCAGUGUCACUUCCAUUCUCAAAACUUUACGCCAACAAACCCAGACCCAAGGCCCUGCCAAGCAGGAUGGAGCUCCAAGUGACCCUCGUCUACAAAAGUCUCAGCCCCCACUUCCACCCAGCCGACCAGCAGACCCCCGGCUGGCACGAGACCCGCGUCUCUCCCGGAACACAGACUCUCAGGCACCCGAGGCCAGUGCUUCAUCCGCCCUAUCUCCUACCCCUUCAGACCCUCGACUUGCCCGGCAUGCAGCCGCCCAUGCCCCUAAACCAGAGCCUCCACUUGUGUACAAACCUCCUCCAUUGACCGCCCCAGCCAGUAAUGAGGAAGAGGAGGGUGAGAGGAUGCUAAGGGACAAGCCUGUGCCCAUCCCUCUCGACCCUUUGAUGGGCAUGGCUUUGCGUGAUCCCCGCUCCCAACUACAGCAGUUCAGCCACAUUAAAAAGGAUGUAGUCCUGAACAAGCCUUUGUUUUCUAAGGCGGUGCUGUGGAGUCCUGAAGACCUCAUCCCUAUCCCCAUUCCCAAACAAGACUUGCUCCCACUGCCCCCUGGCAUCCCUCCAGUUACUGCCAUAGAUCCUCGUCUGUCUCGCACCCAGCCCCAGCACCACUCCGCUUCUCUUCCUUCUACUGCUCCUCCUGCUGAGCUAUCAAAUCAAUCCUCCUCUACCCUUCCAGACUUUGAGCUGCUCUCCCGAAUCCUCAAAACUGUCAACGCCACUUCAUCCAGCCCCACUCAAGGUGCUUCUACAGGAAUCUCGUCACCUCCGUCCAUCUCUGUUGAGAAACCUGUUGACCCUCGCAUGGCACGAAAAGCCCCUGCCGACCCCCGACUCCAGCCACAGAAAUCUGCCCUCAAGUCCACCUCUGAGCCACCUGCUCCUCAAGGAUCUCCCCCAGCCGCCUCCUUAUCUCCACCUUCCACCAGCCCCACCAUUGCACCCUAUGACCCUCGGCUGCUAUCGGCAGGAGGGUCCGUUAGAGGCGUGGGAGCUGGCGGUGCAGGUAGUGGUGGUGGCGGCGGCAGCAGCAGCAGCGUGCUGAGCGGCAUCAGUCUGUACGAUCCUCGGACUCAGGGCUCAGACAAGGCAGACGGUUCAGGGGCAACUAGAAACACUAGCCCCCCCCCUGAACCAAAGUCAAGCGAAAGUACAGCACCUUCAGCUAAGCCCAAAUCUAAAGAGCCGCUGUUUGUGCGCAAGUCUGCACUGGACCAGCCGGAACCAGAGAAGAGCUCGACGGAGCAGACUACGGAUCGCUACAACAGCUACAAUCGCCCUCGACCCAAACCGUCACCUUCGCCCAAUGCAGGGACAGCCACAGGGACCCCUGCUACAGGUGCUCCAACCACGGCUGGUCAGGGCCCUCCUGGUUCUGCGGAGCAGCCCGCGGGGGUCCACAACCUUCCUGUAUCCACACUGUUCUCCAUGGUAAAGCAGGCCAACAAACCAAGCGGCACCGGCAGCCCUUUUGGCGGCAAUAGCCCCGCCCAGCCUGACACGGCUGAACAGGACAAUGCCUCUCUAAAGGACGUUUUCAAAGGCUUUGACCCCACAGCGUCACCGUUUUGCCAGUGAACAGUGAACUCUACUGUGUUGUUGUGAGCUGCUUUAGGACUUUUAGGUGUGUGGCUUCACUGAGACCUGAUAUAUAAAGUUAUUCACCCCUGCCAGCCCAGAUUACACUCCACAGUAUUCACAUAUAUAUUUCUAUUGGACGGUUGGGAUUGGGAGGGAUGAAGUCUGUAGUAGUGAGGGAAAGAUAAAAACGAAAUGUCUAUUUUAAAAAACCAAAUAAGAAACGUUUAAAUAAAUGUCAUUUUAAGGACCUCUAAGGGUGUGUACAUCAGGAGACACUGAAUUACAUUAAUUUUGGCAUUGUAAAGACAAUUUCAUCAGCCUACACCAAACAGGUUUGUUGGAUUAUGACCCAUUAACCCCACCACAUCAUCUGGCAGCAGGGAGACUUCAUUUACUGCCACUCCCUCUGCCUCCUGAGGUGGAACUGAACUAGUUCCUGUUGCUCAUUGGCACUUUUCAGUUGGUUCCCACCAGUGAUUUAGAUCCUUUUAAGAAAUUUUAGCUACAUUUCUUCUGCUUAGACUAGUUGGCUCCUUUUUCAUGUCUGUAUGGAUGCCCCUUAUAUUCCUAUUGUUUCAAAUUCGUGUUUAGUCUGUUGGUGCCACUUCACAGAUCAGACCUACUGUUAUACUUGUUUGUCACAUGUGAGAUCAUUUUUAUUUAUUUUUUAUACUUAAGCAGUCUGCUAUUUUUUUCUUUGUAACAUGGCUGUCAAAUUGAACCAUUUUAUGAAUGUGUAUAUAUAUAUAUAUAUAAAUAUAAAUAUAUACAUGUGUAUAGUACAUAUUCUUUGCAUCUGGUUUGUAAAUUAACUUGAAUUGCUCAGCAGCUAAUGUUGAGGGGAAAAUUUAUCAUGUCUUUCUUUUGUUCUCUCACAGUUCUGUCAGUCUUUCCCUGAAACGUGGUAGGUCUUAUUGACUGCUCUGAAGUAUCUGGGUUUUUGUUUUUGGGUUGCCUCUCUGCAAAAUGUCAGCUUUGUAAAUUGAAACGUGUCCGUAUUUGACAAAAGGUAACCAUUUUGUAACCAUUCAUUGUAGGUGAAAUUGUGAAGUAUUUAAUAAAGGCAAUACCAGAUUGAAACCUA